Molecule: messenger RNA, 3804 nt
Organism: Nerophis lumbriciformis (worm pipefish)
Lineage: Eukaryota; Metazoa; Chordata; Actinopteri; Syngnathiformes; Syngnathidae
Source: RefSeq, a predicted model, not a curated record
AUGUCUUGUAAAGCCGCCACCAAGGACAAGAAGACGAGCUUCGGAAAAAAGCUUUUCAGGCGAGGCUCGGUGCGCUCCGUGGGUAGUUUUAUGAGCAGAGUCUUGAGGACGCUCACAGCCUUGUCUCACUUUGGUUCGGAAGUGCAUACGGACGAAGACAAUGACGAUGGGGGCUUCUCCGCGUUUCAGUCCGGACUUCAGGAAGCACCUUUGCACGACGGUGACCUCGGGCUGUUGCUCUCCGGCGAGAGGAUUCCUGGCGUGGCCGGGUUGAAGAACCAUGGCAAUACCUGCUUCAUGAAUGCUAUUCUGCAAUGCCUCAGCAACACGGAGCUUUUUGCCGAGUACCUCGUCUUGGAGCACUACAGGGAAGACACGGCAAACGAGGAGGACAAACCAAAGACAAAUGGUGUCCAUCUGCAGAAGAAAGGUUCCCAGGCCAAGGGGGAAGUGACAGAACAACUGUCUGACCUUGUACGGGCCUUGUGGACCUUUGAGUACACCCCCCAACACAGCCGAGACUUUAAGAACGCGGUGUCCAGGAAUGCUACUCAGUUUAAAGGUAACUCUCAGCAUGACGCCCAGGAGUUCCUACUGUGGCUGUUGGACCGAGUGCACGAGGACCUCAACACUGUCAACCCCAUGGGCAGGCCACCCUUGAGGCCACCUAUCGAAGAAGAUGACCAAACCAAAGAGGGACCCUCCCCGCCCCUCUCGGCUGGUUCAUUUGUUCAGGAGCUCUUCCAGGCUCAGUACAGGUCUUCCCUCACCUGCCCCCAUUGCCAAAAACAGAGCAAUACCUUUGACCCCUUCCUCUGCAUCUCCUUACCCAUCCCACUGCCACACACGCGGCCGCUAUACAUCACAGUGGUCUACCAGGGAAAGUACUCUCACUGUUUGAGGAUAGGAGUGGCAGUACCCCUUAACAGCACAGUGUACCGCCUCCGAGACGCCGUUUCGCGAGAGACCAAGAUGCCAAUGGACCAGUUCAUUCUAACUGAAAUGUACUACGACGGCUUCCAUCGUUCCUUCUGUGACGAUGACGACGACCUGGAUAUCAUCCAAGAGAGCGACUCCAUCUUUGCCUUCGAGACACCGGAGACAUUUAAACUGGACAACCUACGCACAAAAAGAGGAAGUCUACUGGCCAACCUGACACACAACAACUUGAGGUGCGGUGUGGAAAAUGUCCGCUCGUCAUCUUUUAUGCAGGGGAGUGGGACCCCUAUGGCAUCGCCCAAUAAGAACCUUGCACCUGAAAAAAUGAUCCUGCUGGUGUGCAACAGAGCCUGCACAGGACACCAGGCAAAAAGGUUUGGACUGCCUUUUGUACUUUACAUGGAGCGAACAGCCACGUGGGACAUGCUGCAGAAGGAGAUACUGGAAAAAAUGCGGCACCUUUUACGACCAGGUGUUUACAUUCAGGUGGGGCCUUUCAGCCUCCGCGUGGUUGGCGUUGUUGGGAUCACCUACCUCCUCCCACAAGAUGAGCGACCCUUGUGUCACCCCACAGUUGACAGAGCAUACAAGUCCUGUGGACAGGGUGGACCGCCCCAUGUGAAGAUUGUGGUGGAGUGGGACAAAGAAACCAAAGACUAUCUGUUUGGACACACGGAGGAGGAGUACAUACCCGACGCUGAGAGUGUGUACCUGCACAGAGAGCAGCACCACCAGCCACAGGCCUGUACUCUGGCUCAGUGUUUCCAUGUCUACACUAAAGAGGAGCAGCUGGCCCCGGAUGACGCCUGGCGUUGCCCCCAUUGCAAACAGCUGCAACAGGGGCGCAUCAAGCUCAGCCUGUGGACGCUGCCGGAUGUGCUCAUACUGCAUCUCAAAAGGUUUAGGCAGGAGGGUGAGCGCAGGGUGAAAAUGCAGAAUAUGGUGAGGUUUCCUCUCAUGGGUAUGGACAUGGCACCUCACAUGGUGAAGAGAAGCCAGAGCAGCUGGAGUCUACCCUCUCACUGGUCACCGUGGAGAAGACCCUACGGCCUGGGAAGGAACCCUGAUGACUUUCUGUACGAUCUCUACGCUGUAUGCAACCACCACGGAAGCAUGCAUGGGGGCCAUUACACUGCUUACUGCAAAAACUCAGUUGACGGUCAGUGGUACUGCUUUGACGACAGCGAGGUUGCACCGGUGGCUGAUGAAGAUGUGUGUCAACAGACUGCCUACAUAUUGUUUUAUCAACGCAGGACUGCCAUUCCCUCCUGGUCUGCCAAUAGCUCUGUUGCAGGGUCUACCAGUUCUUCUCUGUGCGACCACUGGAUCAACAGGCUGCCUGGUAGCAAACCUGCUAGUCUAGCGUCCGGGGCCUCAUCUAGACGCACCUCACUGGCUUCGCUGGCGGAGUCGGUGGAGUUCGCUGGAGAACGUAGUGAAGACGAUGGUGGUUUCUCCGUGCGACCCUUCGUGAGGAGCAUCCAACGUCAGAGCGUGACUUCCAGAUCGUCAAUUGCCAGCCCGUUGGCCUUCAGCGACAGCAGUAUCAAGCCCUCGUGGUCGCUUGCAGCCAAGCUUCAAAUGCGCCCCAACUCGCCCUCUCGUUUCUCCCUGGACUCGCGUUGCUCUCCGCCUCUGGAGAGGAUCGGCGAGGCUUGCGACGACCGUGUGUCCACUUCCUGUUUUGGCAGCUACAGCCGACACGAACGCUACUUCGGUGCUAGGACGCCACUGUCCGCGGUGGAAACCAACUACAGCGAGCAAGAGAAUAACAAAAGAUUUCUGGACAUGAUGUAUUGCCGUGCUCCUACGCCUGUGGAGAAGACGACGGAAAACAACAACCAGAUUACAGCGAUAGACCAAAAUAUUCAAAAUGCCCCUGCCAAGGAGCAGAAGCGUAAGAGCAGCACUGGCAGUUUUGUCUCCAAGGCGGAAAGCGCUGGCGCCACCAAAACCACCAAAGUGGAGCCAGGAAAAACUUCUAAGAAGCGCCUAUGCUCCACCCAAAAACCUUCGCCUUUGGAGACGCCCACAAGCACACCUGUGAAAGGUAAAAAGGUGACCACCGCUAAAGAUAAGAGCGACAAGAAAAGCCCCUCUACACCCAGCGGGACCCCCUCCAAAACCAAGGAGUCGCUCCAGCCUCAGUCCACGCCGCAACAUCGGCUCUGCUUGCGCUCCACACCUCAAUCGUCAGCGUCGCCUUCCUCAACAACUAAGAAGAACCCUGGUGUUCCUGAGAAAAACUCAGAGAACAGCCGCAAGCGUCUGGUCGAGAGGAGCUACAGUCGGGAUUCUGUGGUCAGCAUGCAGCGAGAAAGCGUCACGGCACGCUCUUCUUUCCACAAGGCAGCGGACGGCAGCCGGCCCGAGCCAAGGUCAGUACGCAGCUCCAGCAGCAGCUCCUCCGUCACCAGCUUGCGCUCGCCCAGUGUGUCCUCCAGAGACCUGCAGCGAAGCAGCAAGUCGGAGGAGAAAGGCUUGUCCUUUUUCAAGAGUGCCCUGCGACAACGGGAAAGCCGCCGGUCGGCUGACUUGGGGAAGAGCACGCUGCUCUUCAAAAAGGCCUCGGAGAGGACGUGCAAGCAGAACGGACAGGUCAAGGAUGCUGGCGUUGAACAUGAAACAGCAUCGGACGCCCCGGCUCUUCCGCCGAAUGCUGAAACUACAAAAUCGGAACCCCUCAAGCCUUCGGGCCCACUCGGUCGAUCCCUGCUGCACGUCGGUAAGUCAAAAUCUUCCUCGGCCGACGUGAGUCUCAAGUCUCCCGCUAACGGGAAGAAGCCCCUCGAAAAGAAGACGUCUUCCCGGAAACUGUCGCUAGGCACGCAAUCGCCCGCGCGAGCCACCCGGCGGCCUCAGUGA